AACGUUCAAUUUGCGUGCCAUUGACAUUUCUGUUUUUUUUUAUUCUGACGUUUCUUUCUUUAGCCGUGUUUGUUUCGACCACGUUCAUCAAAUUCUCAUAGUGAAAAAAAAAAUUCCGUGGAGAAGGCAAGAGUGCAGUUUUUUAACAAAAACCGAGAUGGCUCCGAAAAAUAAAAUUGACGAAUCAGAAAAGAAGCCGCUGAUCGGUCGUGUGGGAACCAAUCUUCGUGUCGGCAUCGUUGGUGUGCCAAAUGUGGGGAAAUCGACGUUUUUCAAUGUUUUAACUAAAAGCGCCGCACCGGCUGAAAACUUCCCUUUCUGUACCAUUGAUCCGAAUGAAAGUCGUGUCCCAGUGCCAGACGCUCGAUUCGACUAUUUAGUUGACCACCACAAACCAGUCAGCAAAGUUCCGGCUUAUUUGAAUGUUGUUGACAUUGCCGGUUUAGUCAAGGGUGCUGCUGAAGGUCAAGGAUUGGGAAAUGCUUUUCUGUCCCAUAUCAGCGCUUGUGAUGCCAUUUUCCACUUGUGCCGAGCAUUCGAAGAUCCAGAUGUGACUCAUGUUGAAGGUGAAGUAAAUCCAGUGCGUGAUUUGGAAAUCAUUGGCGAGGAAUUACGUUUGAAGGAUGAGGAAACCGUAGAUAAAACUCUUGAAAAAAUGGAACGAACUGUCAUUCGAGCCAACGACAAGAAAAUGAAACCCGAAUAUGAUACUAUAGUGAAAGUGAAAUCUGUUCUAUCUGACGAAAAGAAGCAUAUCCGUUUCGCUGACUGGAGCGCUCAUGAUAUCGAAGUUUUGAACAAACAUUUGUUCUUGACAUCGAAGCCAUGCGUGUAUUUGGUGAAUUUGUCGGAAAAAGAUUUCAUUCGCAAGAAGAACAAGUGGCUCAUCAAGAUCAAGGAGUGGGUUGAUAAGAACGAUCCAGGUGCAUCGAUCAUCCCAUUCUCCGGUGCGUUCGAGCAUAAAUUGGUUGAAUUCGAGAACGAAGCCGAACGUAAGGCAUACGUUGAGGAGAUCAAAUGUGAUAGUGUUUUGGAUAAAAUAAUCGUCACCGGUUAUAAAACCCUGCAAUUAGAAUACUUUUUCACGGCUGGUCCCGACGAAGUCAGAGCCUGGACCAUUCAAAAGGGAACUAAGGCACCACAAGCAGCCGGUCGCAUUCACACCGAUUUCGAAAAGGGUUUUAUCAUGGCUGAAGUUAUGCAUUUCGCUGAUUUCAAAGAGGAGGGCAGCGAAUCAGGUGCCAAAGCAGCUGGUAAAUACCGUCAGCAAGGCCGUAACUACGUCGUUGAAGACGGAGACAUUAUUUUCUUCAAAUUCAAUGCUGGCGCUGGAUUAACCGGAAAGAAAAAAUAAACUUUGAACCAUAUUUCUAAAUGGCAUUUUCAAACCUUUCUCACAUCUUUUUGGAUUUUUUACGUUUAAAAUUGAAUUUUUCUAACAAAUACACGUGAAUGGGGAAAGUUAAACCCGAGUUUUAAUUCGAUUUAUUAUGGCAUGAAAAUUGAUAAUAAAAGAAAAUAAAAAUCAA
Sitodiplosis mosellana (orange wheat blossom midge) is the source of this 1529-nucleotide messenger RNA. RefSeq names its product obg-like ATPase 1. Bases 158 to 1354 code for a protein of 398 amino acids. The transcript has 8 exons. NCBI's taxonomy places the organism in Eukaryota, Metazoa, Arthropoda, Insecta, Diptera, Cecidomyiidae. Gene Ontology annotation, cellular component: cytoplasm. The record is from RefSeq and is a predicted model, not a curated record. Gene Ontology annotation, molecular function: GTP binding; ATP hydrolysis activity; ATP binding.